Messenger RNA from Seriola aureovittata, 7470 nucleotides. It is a transcript of the gene ccdc120a, whose product is annotated as coiled-coil domain containing 120a. NCBI's taxonomy places the organism in Eukaryota, Metazoa, Chordata, Actinopteri, Carangiformes, Carangidae. Bases 1638 to 3533 code for a protein of 631 amino acids. The transcript has 11 exons. The record is from RefSeq and is a predicted model, not a curated record.
AAAUGUGUGUACGCACAAAAGCUCUGAGAAGUUAUUUUAUUUUUUGUUAAAUUAAAUGGCUUAUUCACUUCACUGUAAAGUGGAUCACUCUGGAAAACUGUGUACACAUGGUCAAAAGAAUGUGUCAGGUGACACAUUCUGUUUAUAAAUACUAAUUUAUGUGCAGGAAAUGGCGUUCACAUGUUUUUUGUUUGUGUCAUUUAUGCAUCUGGCCCCAGGUCCUGAAACCAGAGGACCAGGUCUUGUAUUGGAGCAGAAGUACCAGCCCAGAAGUGUUUUUAAAUGUGGGGGGGGGGGUGAUGAUCAGAUGAAUCAUGGGAGAGAUGACGUGUUUUUUUAUAUAAUAUUCACUGAGGUGAUCACAGGUGAACAGUGAUCAGACCUAAGUCCUGAUCAGUUAUUGAUUAUAUUGAUGUUUCAGUUACUGAAUAUGUGGCUUCAUGAAGUUUUCCUCAGACCUUUAAAGGACAAACAUGACUGACUUCAGACUUGUUUAUAUCAGACACGCACAUACAGUGAGGUAAACAGCAGCUUUAAAUAUCACUGGUGUUUUCAGUGUUGUUUGUGCGUCUCUGUCUGUCUGUCUGGACUGGAACCAGCAGCGGGAUUAUUUAUUCUCUCAGUUCUGUGCAGAGGAAUAAAAUAUUGAGCCCUGUGGAAGGAAUCAGAUUUCUCUGAUUCAGGUUUAAAGUCCUGGAUUCAGUCUCACCUGGACUCACCUGCAGCUGCAGAGUCCUCACUGGUACCAAGAAGAGAGAGCAGCGCCACUGGUCUCUGUGACUUAUCGUCUCGUCUGCUUUGUUGUUUUUCUUCUAUAAAGAAACUGAUUUAUUAAUUAUUGAUCUGUUAUUGGAAUCUGAAUCCGUCUCUAAACCUGAAACAUUUCACCCUCUGGAUUGGACCUCGCUGGACUGGAUGGAGGACUGGGACCAGGAUCUGCUGAGAUUAUCGAUCUGUUCGAUCACGGAUCGAAUCAUAACUUAAAUCCGUCUUCAUGCUUUGUCUGUGUGCGCGCACAGACGAGAGCGUGGACGUGCGCGUGCCCGCCGCAUGGUGUUGUGAGCGCGCCGCGUGGUGCUGAUGGAGCUUCAUUCAGAGUCUGAACACGGGCGGGAGGCUGUCGACGAGGAGGAGGAGGAUGAAGAGUGAUGAAUGAUCCAUCAUCUGAUCAGAUCAUCGAUCCGCGAUGAUCGAUCAGCGUCUGCAGCCGCACUGAUAAGCUCGUUCCCUCCCGGAGCGGCUGCAAGAGGCGACAAUCGCCGUCAUCAAUCAGUCAAUCAAUCAGUCAGUCAGGUCAUCGAACACACCUGGUGUGAGAGAGAGCGCGAGCCGCAGCGGGAGACAAUCAGCUUACAGAGCAGCGGGUCUGCGGGUCUGACUGCGGGUGCUGGAUUCUGGGUUCUGGGUUCUGGGUUGUGGAUGAUGUGACGGAGGAAUCGCAGGUUCGAUCCCCGCCGGAGGAAAAAAGUCAGCGGACAGAGGCCCACAGGUGAUCAGGAGCCGCAGGUGAUCCAGGUCUGUAGGUCUGAAGACUGUUUAACUCCCUCUAGAGGGCAGCUGUGGAACUGCACCUGCACCACCAGCUAACAGCUAACAGCUAACAGCUAACAGUCCUGUGGUUGGUGUUGAGGCUGUUGAUGGCCACAGGAGUGAACUACUGGAGCUCUUAUGAACCCAGUUACAAGGUGAGUGAGAGUGUGUGGGGCGGAGAACAGGAUUCCAGCAGCGAGGAAGGAGGAGGAGGGGUCACAUGGGAAACACCUGCCAUGGAGGUCAAAGGUCAACUCAUCUUAGCACCUGACCCUCUCACCUGUCCGGACAGGAAGCAGAGGGAGCGAAUGGCAGAGCUACAGGAGAGGAGGCGGAGCCUGCAGGCGCUGCUGAGCACGCGAUUGGCUGAGCUCAGACGCAUCUGUCUGCAGGAGGCGGAGCUGACAGGUGCAGUGCCCAGUGACUUCCCCCUGGAGGCGGGAGAGAAACCCCCCUGUGUCCGGCGGAGAGGGGGGGUGUCCCGCCAAGCAAACAGGAAGUGUAGAGCAGAGGAAGAAGACUGUCAGCGUUCGAAGCCAAAAAAAAAUUUAUUCAGUGGAGCUCUGAGGAAACACAGCGACUCCGAACACAACACACACAAUCAGACACACACACACCACGGCAAGAGGACUGUACACAGAGGCUGCCACACAGAUGACACAGUGAGGUCAGAGAGCAGCUCAACAUCAGACUCAACAGGACAUGACAAAGAUGAGGGUGUGUCUCAGUGUCGGCCCCCGCUGGUCUCUGCUGGUUCUCCAGUGGAGGUUUUCUACCAGAACAAAACCGGAAGGAACUCUCUGCACAACAGGACAGAGCAUCCAGAGACUCUUCAGACCCACAAGCCCCUCCCCCUGCCUCCCUCCCACCCACCCCCCCUUCCCCUGCAUCCUCCCCCUCGCUCUCAGGACUCCUCCUCCUCCGGCCCCUCUGAUGCAGGAGCAGUGGGUGAGGCGGGGGUCAAAGUUAAUGCAGCUCAUCGCAGUAACAGCUCAGAUGGCCACCUAGACCGCAUCAACUUCCCGGAGGAGGAGGGGGGGCCACACCAGGGAGGACUGUGGGUAAAUGGUCUGCCGGGGUCCAGAGGAACAAACGCCACAGGUGCAUUCAGGAGCUCUGAGACGCUGACGGACGGAUGGACAAGGACGAAUAACAGACCUGUGGAGGGAGGAGCGAUGGGAGGAGGGGCAGGGCGUGGAAGAGGGGGAGGAAGAGGAGGGGGGUACAGCGAGGUCCUGCUGGACUACGUCUGGGGGAAACAGCAGCUGUUGCAGCGACAACAGUCCCAGGCCAGUAACAGACAGCCAAUCACAUCGCAGCACCAGCUGCUCUACAACGGUUACUCCUCCUCCCAGCAGCCCCCCGGAGCCCCGCCCACCUACCAUGGUCACCACAGCGACCAGCGGCGAGUCAAAGUGACCCGCACCAAAUCGUGCGGCCCCUUUCUCCCGGUGCAGCAGAGCCAGUCCGAUACCCAUAAUCCUCCUCUGUCCACCAUCCAGCCUGAUCCCCACCCCCACCUGCUACCUCCUCGACCCCCACAGCUGCCCCCCAACCAGGACACCCAGCUGGAGGAGGCCACCAGAAGCCUCCACAAGGCCCUCGCCCUGGAAGGUCUGAGGGACUGGUACCUGAGGAACACCAUAGGCUCCACCCACCAAAACCAGGCCAAUGGAAAGGUGAACACAGGGGUCACCACAGGGGCAUCAACUAAGGUGAACGGGGGGGUCAAAGGUCAGGCAGGUGGAGGCGGAGCUCUGCAGCGCAGACGGACAACUCACGGUGUCAUCCAACAGUCAAACUAUCAGACGGAGGAGAGUCAUCAUCAUGCUCCGCCACAUUACAAACAAAUGCUGCCGCAUUCAGCCACGUUCCAUGGACGCCCACUGCACGGCAGGUCUAUGGACAGCUCUCUCUACCAUGACUCCUUCCCUCCUCAGAAACAGGAAGUUCUUCUCAAAGACCCGUCUGUUGACCAACCGUCUCCUGGGACUCUGGUCUGACUCACCGACCAAUCAUCACACUGACAGACGGAUAAACAGACCAAUCCCAGGCUGGCUUCCUGGGAUCAACCACCUGCAGUCACCUGGACACAUAGAACCUCCUCCUGUUCUCCAGGACCUGCAGCUCAGUGUUGACAUGAGGUGGUUCUCUUCAGGUCGCUGCAGCAGCUCCUCACAACUUUCUUCUCUCUGACUUCAUCUGAAACCCCGCCCACCAUGAUGUCACAGAGGAUGAUGAUGAUGUCAUUGCCCAGGUUGAGUCUGUGGAUAAAAAAAACAGACAGAAUGACUGGAUAAACCACAAAGCUGGCUGAGGUGUAUCUGGUAUCUGGACUCAGGUCAGCUGACCCUCCUCUCCAGGUUCAGGUGCUGCUCGGCUUUAAUGAACUGGUCUUUGUAUCAGGGAUAGAAAUGAACUCAAGGACACGUCUAAACAUCGUGGACCUGGACUUGUUUCCCGUUUACUUCUGUCGUAAUUUUUUUACGACAGUGUCCUCGUCUCUCAGCCUCUGCUCAGACAAUCAGGACACAUCAGAGUUUUUAUAAGAACUUUUGAUAACAGUGAGGAUGAGGAUGAUGAUGAUAAUGACGAUGAUGAUGAUGAUGAUGAUGAUGAUGAUGAUGAUGAUGAUGAUAAUGAUGAUGAUGAUGAUGAUGAUGAUGAUGAUAAUGAUAAUGCACUCUCUCUGAGGACACAAGCGUUUAGAUAUCACCAGCUCAGUCCAGCCAACCAGCAGUUUAUAAAUCUGAAAGAUGAACUUUUGAUAAAGUUAAACUGAUCAGAUCAGGUGACCUUGAUCCCUCAGGUGAGUUCUUCAGAAACCAGCAGGUGAAGUUCUCCAGGUGUUUUUACAGUAUGGACUCAGUGUCUCUGCACUAACCGUGAAGCAGCUGAUGCAGGUUGAUGAGCUCAACUGAGCUUCCUGUUGUGUCUCUGAUCAUAUUAAAGAGUGAAAAGCAGCAGGUCGGUGACAGAGUCCACCACUCCUGAGACAGAUCCAGUCCCAGCAGCCCUUACAGCAUCAGGAGCCUCAGAACCUGAAGGACCCAAACCAAAAGUAACCUGCUCACAGCAGUGUUGUGCACAUACUGAUCAAGUUAAUGUACAAAUUCCCUUUAUACCUCCAGGUGUGCAGGAUUUGGCCCCGCUCCCUGCCCAUUAUGGUCAAUGUAAAAUGCUUCAUGAUAAGCAGUUGUUCCUGCGGAGAACAGCAGCUGGUCUGAAGAAAUAAACACAACAGAAGCUGACGUGUUGUGAUUGAUGCAGCAGCCUAUUAGCCUGUUAGCCUGUUAGUUUUACAGACUUUUAGCCUGUUAGCAUGUCAGCCUGUCACACUUUUAGCCUGUUAACCUGUUAGACUUUUAGAUUUGUCAGACUGUUAGCCUGUUGGCCUGUUAGCUUGUCAGACUGUUAGCCUGUUAGCUUGUCAGACUGUUAGCCUGUUGGCCUGUUAGCUUGUCAGACUGUUAGCCUGUUAGCUUGUCAGACUGUUAGCCUGUUACAAACAUCUAACACUGUUAGAUAUUUGGGACAUCACAUAUUAAAUUAAUGUUCUGAUUUGAAGUGAUAUAAAUAUUCAACUAAUCAGUGCAGCUCUAGAUCAAUAUAAAAGAUCAUUAAGUUUCACCUUCUGUUUCUCCAAAGUGUCUGUAGACCUGGAUACACUUGUACAGGUGAAUGUUCUCCAGUCAGGUUUGUUUUAUAAAUCCAACCUUUUUUCCUAUUGGUGUAAGACUUCACAGAUAGAUAGUGAUACAACAGGUCACAUGAUACACACUUGUGACAUAGCAGCAACGGACCAUGCAGAGAAUACAACAACUGUUGCUGUUGCUAACAACAACAACAACCACCAUGUGGUUUUCUUAGAGCUCCUGAUGCUGACGGGCUGAGAGCUGCUUCACUGGUCAUACUGGUCCUCUGUCUGUUUUAUUGAACAUCUCAGUCAAACAUGAAAACAGAUCUUCCUUCCUCCUCCUGACUGAGACAGGAACUGCAGUCAGAGCUGAUCAGGUCCAGGUCUUCAGUCUCUGCAGGACUUCAGAAUCCAGAUCCAGAUCCGGUCUGAGAGCAAUAAGAGGAUCUCUGUGUUUCAACUGUUUCAGGAUAAAAAUGGUUUGCAGCGACAAUCAGACAAUGAUGUCAGUGUUUGUAUCGUGAUUGAUUGGUUUAUUGAUCCUGUUUUGUACUGAGCUCCAGUGAAAAGAUCACUUUAAUGCAGCUUUGUAAACCAUGUGAAGUAUUGAUGGAGGUCUGAUGGUGUCAGGUCUGCUCCACCUUUAUUAUAGAAUAUUGAUUAUUACUGUUUGAUGAUAGGUUUUCUCUGCUGACACCUGCUGAGUCUGUGUCGUUCCUGUGGUCAACAUAAGAACGUGCUUCAUGUUGUUUUGUUGCUGGUCUGUUAUCAGUUUGUUCUCUGAACCAAAAACUCUGAGUCUGUGCUUUGGUUCUGUUCUGAGAUCAGUUUUUAAAAUCAGGUUGUUCAGCUCCACAAAAACCAGUCUGACCUCCAGUUCCCUCCAAACGCAGCCGCGGUCACAUGACAGGUCAGAGGUCAGACGCUCGUUAUUUAAAACCUUCGAACAGCUGGUUAAUGACUGACAUGUCUGGCAUCAAUAAGAACAGAUAUACACUGACUCCACACUGAUGAACAGGUGAGCAGGUGUCUGCAGCAGGUAGACACAAACCACUCAACCUCAUUACUGCCAAAUGAAAUAAUAAUAUUGACACAAUAUUUACUGGCUCAACAUCUGUGUCUGGACCCUCAGAACCAGAUCAGUUUAUCUCCCGCAGAACUCCACAGGUAGAGCAGAAGACUGUGAUGUCACUCUACAGGUAACUGGUCUCUUCACCUGAUUGGCUUUUCCACAACAAACCAGAAUCAACAGAGCGGCAGAUCAAACAGUUCCAAAUAUAAGCCCCACCCAUCUUCAGAAACCCAAGCACAGGAUUGGACACUGCAGCUGUCACCCUCUGACUGACAGAGGUCUGACCACACUGAAUUACUUCUGUCUCAUUAACAUCUGUGGUUUGUUUAGAAGUCGACCCCAGCUCUCAUGUGACCAUGGCUUCAGUCCCAGCAUGCACCUCUUCUCACUCCGGUCUUACACCAAAGCAGAACAGAUGUCAGGACGAGACAGAAACACAAAUGUAAAUAUACUGAGUGACUGUUUCAUGAACCAGUCUGAAUACUGCAGUACCAGUGUGUAAUACUCUGAUACUCAGCACAGUAUUGCACAGUAGAAGUAUUCAGGGCUGUAGUCAGGAUUAUAGAGGCCACAGGUCUCCAGCAGUACUCCACCAGCUGCCAACCAAACUCUGUGCAAUUUUCUGACUAUUUAAAAAGUCUGUUUAAUCAUUGAACUGUAACUGUUGAUUUUGUCUGGUGCUGUUUUUUUCAUUCUACUGAUCAUCAGUUCAUUUAAUAUUGAUUUAAUAUAUUUGUUUGACUCAAACCUUCAGAUUUAGUCUCUGAAUCCAUCAUCAUGUAUCAGGUUUAACAGGUGUAGUGACAGGAGGUGAACUCUGUGUCCUCAGACCUGCAGCCCUGACACUGUUCAGUACUGUACUGUAGUAGUACCUGUACCAUGCAGUACUAGUACUAACUGUAGUACUCUGUUGUACCAGUAGGACUUGUGACGAUGUCCUGUCCCCCUUCAGGUCCAGGACCAGCUGUGUGGACAGUCAGUGUGAUGUCACAGCUGUCUCUGCUGUGAUGUGUUCAGGUGCACUCUGUACAGUUGGUUUUUGUCUCUUUACACUUCUCUUACACUUUGUGUAAAAAUCAUUUUCUAUCUUUUUGGACUCUUCAGUCAUUUGUACUUUUUCACUCUGAAUCUUUCUGCCGUAUCAUGUUGGACAAUGAAAAAGCUUACUGUAAAUAAAUGACUGACAGGCUGUAAACAUGCUUUUUUUAAAUAAAGUUUUGUCUUCACGGUC